Arabidopsis thaliana (thale cress) is the source of this 1377-nucleotide messenger RNA. Its product is annotated as zinc ion binding / nucleic acid binding protein. The transcript is spliced from 3 exons. The coding region runs from base 1 to 1377 and encodes 458 amino acids. The record is from RefSeq and is marked reviewed. Lineage: Eukaryota; Viridiplantae; Streptophyta; Magnoliopsida; Brassicales; Brassicaceae.
AUGGAGACAAUAGAGUACUCCAGCUCUGAUGAAGAGGACUCAUAUGGAUAUAGUCAAGACUCGUACUACAAUGAGACUAGAUUUGUUGAGUCAUGGCAUGAUGAUGGCUACUCAUCAGGCUCGGAUUUUGAGGAAGAACCAUAUGGUGGAGCACCUGAACCAGAGCCACCAGAUCGUUAUAGUAGCAGCUACACCACACCGAGUUAUCCGAAACCAAAGAUCAGAAUGUGGGAGAACCUAAAGUGGAUUAUGUACGAAAAGUAUUGCCCACAAUGUCUGAAUCAAGGGAGGAAAACAACUUUCCCUCCAAAGCAAGCCAUCCAAGGAGACAAGAUGCCUAAAACAACCUUAAAUCUGACUGAAAAAUCAUGGUGCAAAGGACAAGGACACAUAGCAAAGGAUUGUCCCACCAAAAAAAGUUCACCAAGACAAGAACCAACUCUUUGUCUUCAUCCACAAGUACUCCAAAAACAAGUGGACGUUUCCACUCUUCAACAUGAUCAGGUUCAAACUGAAGCUUGUCAAAUUGAUUAUAAUGUUCCUAUGACUCUUUUAAUGCACUUGUCUAGUGCCAAAAGCAUUGAGAAAGUUUCAGGUACAAAAGAGAUCAUUAAGGAUCAAGGAAAAGUUUCAACAAUGGAGAAAGUGUUCACGAAAGAAACUCAAAACCAAGGAGAACUGACAUUGAAAAAAGUUGUUGUCAACAAAGAUGAGAGUGUCAAAGACAUUAUACCGAUCAAAGAAGAACCACCGAAUGCUCAACAAUUUCUCCAAACUCAAUGUAAGCUUCUAAACCCUUAUACACUUCAAUGGAGUAACUUGACUUAUCUAUGUGUAGGUAAACAAGUUUUGAGGACAAAACCUCUUGAAGAAGGAGGGGAUAAUGUAAGAAUGGGAGCUGACGUACCGGCUGAUGCACUUGUUGACAGAUUGCUUGUUAGACUUCUUGAUGGACUUUCUGACGGACUACCUGAAGUACUUCAUGUAUCAAAUCAGCUUGUGCGAACUAAGGAAAGCUAUCCUUUCCUUCCCUUUUGUGCGUCCCAGAGCCACAUAUGGAAGCCUGGAGAUCCUCUACGCCACCCAGAACCAUUCACACUUAAUCCUUGGUGCAUCUUUCCUUAUGUGAACCCGCUGAGCGAAGACUUUCCUUUUCCGGAUCUAAAUGAGAUCAAAUCACAACGACUCUAUUUUGAUCAUCUUUUGGGAAUUAAGAAGCCUCCUACAAUGACUCUAGAUGUCCCAAAAUCACAUCACUUCCAGCCCAAGUUGUCAAGACUCAAGACACAUCACAAGUUUCCUUAUUUGGCCGAUUUCGUCACUAAAGUUCCAACGGCCAUAUUUUCAUUUAUUGUUGCGAUUUCUUUACUUCUUUAG